Neltuma alba is the source of this 1098-nucleotide messenger RNA. RefSeq names its product partner of Y14 and mago. NCBI's taxonomy places the organism in Eukaryota, Viridiplantae, Streptophyta, Magnoliopsida, Fabales, Fabaceae. The coding region runs from base 77 to 772 and encodes 231 amino acids. The transcript has 4 exons. Gene Ontology annotation, cellular component: exon-exon junction complex; cytoplasm. Gene Ontology annotation, biological process: exon-exon junction complex disassembly. Gene Ontology annotation, molecular function: RNA binding. The record is from RefSeq and is a predicted model, not a curated record.
AAAAUAGAAGCAAGAGGCAAGAAUCCAACGUUGAAAUUCAUUAGCGCUGGUUGUCUUUACCGGAAGCUUAUCAUCCAUGGCUACCAGUAAUGGAGGUGAUGAUCAACAGAAGCAAUUAGCGGAGCUGAGCAAAACCCUAAAAGAAGGAGAGAGAAUUCUCGCGCCAAGCCGACGACCCGAUGGUACUCUCCGGAAGCCUAUUCGGAUCAGAGCUGGAUAUGUUCCUCAAGACGAAGUCGCCAUUUAUCAAUCUAAAGGUGCCCUGUUGAAAAAAGAGUUGGCUUCACAUGCUGGUCCUCCGGGUUAUGAUCCUUCAUUAGACGCAAAACCCAAGUCUAAGUCAGUUAAGAGGAAUGAAAGAAAGAAGGAAAAGCGGCUUCAGACUGCUCUUGAAAAGGAAAAGAACUUGGAACAAACCGGAGAUGACGACAAUAGUAACCAGGAAGAACUAUCUGUCAACAAUUCGGGUCACAUAUCAGAGUCUGUCACUUCAUUAACCUCUCAUCUGAAUGAAUUAGCUGUUUCUAGAGAUUCUUCCAUUGUUACUCCUGCAUUAGAGACUGCAGAGGGUUCAGACCCAGCCGGUAGUCAAGACAUAGAUAAAAGAAUUCGAGCACUUAAAAAGAAGAUUCGGCUUACAGAAGCCCUACAGCAGAAAAGUGCAGAGCAAGAUUUGAAGCCAGAACAGUUGGAAAAGCUAUCAAAACUGGAAGAUUGGCGCAAGGAGCUUAAGUUAUUGGAGGAUCAGAAGGCGGACACAACAGCAUCAUGAAACGAAGUCUUAAGAAUUAGAAUGAUGAGUGUGUGUACUUCUUAUCCAUGUUUUUGUUCUUGAUGAGAUAUGGACACUUUAAUGGAAACAGAGGUUCAUCUAUCAAAGAUUUCUUUUAAUUACAUGAUGCUGUGUGUUUGCAAUGGUUUUUCCACAGUAUUGUUUUGAUUUUCCUUUUUUUCAAUUUUUUAGAUUUGUGGUUGGCAAAGGAAGAUUGAGGCCAUGCCAUUGUAUUGAGUUCUUAAAUUGUCUUUCUGAGUUUCCAUAUGAACUAUGAUGAACCAUUUGAAAGCUGCACUGCAUAUUACGAAGGAGCAACAUUUGGA